Fusarium odoratissimum NRRL 54006 is the source of this 2394-nucleotide messenger RNA. RefSeq lists its product as uncharacterized. Gene Ontology annotation, molecular function: DNA binding; zinc ion binding; DNA-binding transcription factor activity, RNA polymerase II-specific. The coding region runs from base 78 to 2183 and encodes 701 amino acids. Lineage: Eukaryota; Fungi; Ascomycota; Sordariomycetes; Hypocreales; Nectriaceae. The transcript has 9 exons. Gene Ontology annotation, biological process: DNA-templated transcription; regulation of DNA-templated transcription. The record is from RefSeq and is a predicted model, not a curated record.
GUUCAUUUGUCCAGUUACUCUUUGAUGAACUAAUCACAUUUACAGCAUCCAGCAUUAUCAAGAUCCUUAUCAGGAUCAUGAGCUCACACGACGUCAUUACAUCACGAGUCUGGCAGGCGUGCGUGACCUGUCGAAGGAAAAAGAUCAAGUGCGACGGAAAUAACCCUUGUCAUAAUUGCGACUCCCGCGACCUUGCAUGCGAGUAUCCUGGCAGCAAUGACAAUGCAUCUCACAGUCGCAAUUAUGCAGCCAUGUAUGAAGCUCGUUAUCGGGAGCUUGAUGAGAUUUGUCAGAAGUUGCAGGUUGUAGCAGCACAACUAACAAAAGCAAUCGACAAACUACCACAGGGAGAGUGUACUAACACGUGUUCCCACCAAUCUCCACCUGUGUUGCCCGAUCAGAGUUUGCAACCUCAACAGGACGAUAUGUCAACAGCAGCCAGCAGCAUUGCUGGCCUCGGAAAUAAUGAUGCCUCUCAAUCACGGCCAAGAGAUACACAGGAGCAGGAUACCGACAAAAGUCAGGAGCAAGUGAAUCAUCAAGGAGAGUCCGGAACUCAAGCAUUUGGUUCCUUAGUUCACGACUCCUAUGGCGGUCUAAGGUUCAUUGGCGGCGCGAAUAACGAGUUUCUGUUGCAGGCGAUUGACAGUUUGACUCUUGCACCGUGCCAGAGCUCCGAUAAUUCCCCUUUCUCCACCGCAAGCCAACAGGACACAACUCAGGUGAUAAGAAAACCACAGCCUGAGCUUCCUUUUUUUGUUCAUGGUCUAAGAUGGCGCGACCUACCUUACCUCCCCAAGGCCGAGGACAUGAAUCUACCACCAAAGUACAUGGCUGAUAUGCUAGUUGGCCUAUAUUUUGAGCAUUACCACUAUACCUUUCCUGUGCUUUACAAGCCGCAUUUUACCGAAAGCUACAAGAGUCUAUACACAUCACAAAGAGGUUCUAUACACGAUAGUGGAUUCCUUUCAGUCUUCUUUGCGGUAUGUGCUUGCGCAUCAAGUUUGACCGCCCCUGACGGGAAUCACUCAUCCUUUCCUGGACUUGAGUUCUAUGAGAGAGCUCUUCUCUUGCAUUUCGCUACAACUGGACAAGCUACAAAGUCCCGAACCCAGUGUCUAGGGUUGAUCUCGAUGUGCUGCGCUGGUUGGAAUACUCUAUCAACGAGCUGGCAUUUUGCUGGGCAAGCCGUAAGGGCUUGUCAAGAAUUGGGAAUGCAUCUGGAAGUAACACCGUCAGCCACGGCCUCACCACGGAGUCCAGCAGAUUCAAUUGAGGUUGAACUUUCCAGAAGGAUCUGGUGGAGCAUCUAUUGCCUCGAUAGGAUUGUUUCUGUAUGUCUUGGAAGACCAAUGGCCGCAAAUGAUAGCGACUGCUGCUGUGCCUUGCCGCUCCCACUUGGAGACGAGGAAGUGGAUACACUAUACAGUCUGGAGGGAACUUUAGACCAUGACAUGAACCCACGAUCAGCUGUAUCAGGCUUUUUAGAUCUAAUAGGGCUUUGCAAGGUAUCUGGUGAAGUGCAAAGUAUCCAAUCGCCCACCGAGAUACGCGACCUUGGAACUAAGGUUGGGCAAAAGAGGGUCAUGGAUCUAGCGCUAGGGCAAGAGAAGUCAUUAGACAUCUGGCUCAAAGACCUUCCAGAACACCUACAAUCAUCCGAGAGCAUUAUGAGUGCAGGAUCCAAGUCUGAGCUGUCUGUCCAAAGCUUGAUCAUACACGAUGGAACACUCGUUGCUUUAUACCAGACUUUUGCCCGUAGAAAGCAUUCAUUCAGCCAGCGACAAACCGUAGAGAAUUGUGUAACCGCUGCCAGGAGUUGCAUUAAUAAUUCGAGGCAUAUGAGAGACUUUGUACCACCUUCCCACUAUCUAGCAUUAUGCGUGAACUACCUCACUAUAUCUGGCCUUGUCCUGUUACGAAUGACGAACCCGGAGAGCAUACGGGAAGAUACCGACUUACAUCUCUGCAUUCAGCUUCUAGGAGACUUGGAAGUGACCUGGUCUGGUGCCACCAGGGGGAAGAUCAUCAUUGAGGAGGUACUAAGGACUUUCCAGGACAACCAAGAGGGACAACAAAUGAACAUGGAUUUUCAGACAUUAUUCCAGAAUCCCGAUCUCGAUCUGGGUAAUCUGGACUUAUCCGAGGGGUUCUUUGAGAACUUUUGGGGAACAUUUGUUUGAUCGCCCCUCGAGAGGGGUGCAUAGAUAGCAUGGACUGAAUGUCAAGAUGCCGGAUAAAUGCGACACAAGUCCUAUACAGAAACAUCCCAAAAUUGCCCUACAACGUUUCUCACCCGUCUGACUCCCUCUUCAAUCUGUUCUUUCUGUACAUAAGUUAGCAUGCACAUUCUGCAAAAAUGAGGAAGCCAAUAUUACAGAUGGACUUGCAAAC